CGAGCCGAACAAUUGAGUACUGGCUUUGACAGAUGGGGGAUCGAGUCUCAGAACCUAAACUCGUUCUGGUCUUCAGCGGGAAGCGAAAGUCCGGAAAGGAUUAUGUGACGGACCUGAUCCAGAAGUGUUUAGGAUGUGAUGUUUGCUGCGUCCUGCGUCUGUCUGGACCUCUCAAACAGCAGUACGCUCAGGAACAUGGUCUGGACCUGGAACAGCUGCUCGGUCCUGGUCUCUAUAAGGAGCAGUACCGGGCCGAUAUGAUUCGUUGGGGAGAAACUCGGCGACGCCAGGAUCCUGGAUUCUUCUGUCGCCUUGCAACCAGAGGAGCACAGCAGCCUGUCUGGGUGGUGAGUGAUGCGCGGCGGUCGUCAGACCUGCAGUGGUUCUUGUCUGAGUUUCCUCGACAGACUCGAAGUGUCAGAGUUCAAAGUUCAGAAAAAACACGCAAACAGAGGGGGUGGAGCUUCACCGCAGGUGUGGAUGAUGCAGAGUCGGAGUGCGGGUUGGAUAGCGGUGUUGAAUUCGAUUGGAUCAUCACUAACGAGGCUGAUGCCCCAUCGUUAGAAGAGCAGCUGCAGCCAAUCCUGAAGCUGGCCGAGGAGGCGGCUGAUCAGCAAUCUUAUUGAUAACUAAUGAAUGUUCAGUAACAGCAGCAGGUCUGUGGAGCUGAUCACUGUUUCCUGUCUGAAUAUCAAUAAAGUUUUUUCUGGAAACUGAA
Molecule: messenger RNA, 718 nt
Organism: Chelmon rostratus (copperband butterflyfish)
Lineage: Eukaryota; Metazoa; Chordata; Actinopteri; Chaetodontiformes; Chaetodontidae
Gene: pmvk
Product: phosphomevalonate kinase
Exons: 5
Coding region: 33-626 (197 amino acids)
Biological process (GO): cholesterol biosynthetic process; isopentenyl diphosphate biosynthetic process, mevalonate pathway
Cellular component (GO): cytoplasm
Molecular function (GO): phosphomevalonate kinase activity
Source: RefSeq, a predicted model, not a curated record